Molecule: messenger RNA, 1227 nt
Organism: Penicillium cinerascens
Lineage: Eukaryota; Fungi; Ascomycota; Eurotiomycetes; Eurotiales; Aspergillaceae
Product: alpha/beta hydrolase
Exons: 2
Coding region: 1-1227 (408 amino acids)
Biological process (GO): regulation of lipid storage
Cellular component (GO): endoplasmic reticulum
Source: RefSeq, a predicted model, not a curated record
AUGGCCCUGUACCACCAAACCGUGGAUUUCCUCUCCGACUCCUGGGCCAACCAUCGCACGCAGCUGCCCUUGUUGGCAGUCACCGGAGCCUCCUUUACACUCGGCUUCCUACUUCGAUCGCUUUUCACACGCGGUGAGCUCAACCAGACCGUCCUUCCUUCGCCCCGCACUAGACUCUUGACCGGCCUCUCGGAUGAGGAGCAUCGCAAAUUGCCGCUCCCGAACGACGUCCUUCCCGGUGCGCGCGAUGUCGCCAGUCCGUACGGUUCGAUCCGAGUAUACGAGUGGGGUCGUGAGGAUGGUCCGAAGGUGCUGCUGGUGCACGGCAUCACCACGCCCUGUAUCGCGCUCGGUGGGGUGGCCCAUGCGCUAGUGGACCGGGGUUGCCGAGUGAUGCUCUUUGACCUGUUUGGGAGAGGAUACUCCGACUGCCCCGCUGAUCUUCCCCAAGAUGAUCGGCUGUUCGCGACGCAGAUCAUGCUUGCUCUGACUUCAUCGCCCAUCGCUUGGACUGGAGAUGCCUCGGGCAAGUUCAGCAUGGUUGGCUAUUCUCUUGGUGGUGGAAUCGCAGCCGCCUUCGCAUCAUUCUUCCCGCACCUGCUGUCAUCUUUGGUGCUUCUGGCACCUUCUGGUCUGGUUCGCGACUCGCAGAUUAGUUUCCAGAGCCGCCUGCUCUAUUCCCGUGGCUUGAUGCCGGAGAAUCUUCUUGGCUAUCUCGUCGGUCGCCGACUGCGGGCUGGACCCCUGGUGUCCCCAAAGCCAAAGAACCACAAACUCGAUGCUGCAGACGCGCUCACCGAGGAGCUUCCGUCGCAAGGCGCAGCCGAGAUUCAGGUUCUCUCGAGAGAAUACCCGCACAUCAAUAUCCCAUCCGCUGUGGCAUGGCAAGUAAACAACCACUCCGGCUUUGUCCAUGCGUUCAUGUCGAGCAUGCGUCACGGUCCAAUUCUCGCCCAGAGACAGUGGAGUACAUGGGCCCGGCUGGGAGAGUACCUGAGCGCCCAGAAUGGUCUCUCGUCAGGCAACCAGAGUGCGCCGGGUGUCCCGAUCGACAAAGUCCACAUCUUAUGUGGCAACAAUGAUGCCAUCAUCAUCAAGGACCAGCUUGUCUCUGACGCCACUGCUGCUCUUGGCGGGAACGCGGUCUUUGAGUUUUACGAAGCCGGUCACGAAUUCCCCAGCACCAAGUAUGAAGAAGUUGCGUCAUACAUCUCGAACUUACUUUGA